Molecule: messenger RNA, 3250 nt
Organism: Acipenser ruthenus (sterlet)
Lineage: Eukaryota; Metazoa; Chordata; Actinopteri; Acipenseriformes; Acipenseridae
Product: E3 ubiquitin-protein ligase ARIH2-like
Exons: 15
Coding region: 351-1883 (510 amino acids)
Biological process (GO): protein polyubiquitination; ubiquitin-dependent protein catabolic process; positive regulation of proteasomal ubiquitin-dependent protein catabolic process
Cellular component (GO): ubiquitin ligase complex; cytoplasm
Molecular function (GO): ubiquitin conjugating enzyme binding; ubiquitin protein ligase activity; zinc ion binding
Source: RefSeq, a predicted model, not a curated record
CCCUCCUCUCGGAUAUGACGCACCGGAGAAGCCUCCAGAUUUCCUGUGUUCCCCUCUGCAGCAGAUCGGCUGCCAGGACCGACCCGGAAUCGAGUCUCGGGGUCCGAGACAGACUGCACACAGCGACCGGGGAGCCGACAGCCAGCGCCGCUGCGAGAGUGACUCUUCACCGCAGCAUUGAUAUUAGAUGAGUGUGCGGGGAGCUGUGCUGCUGUUCCUAGACCCUCUGACAAAGGCUGCUGGGAGUUGUAGUUUUCCUGACCUGGACCUUGUGUGAGGGAGAGAGGAGAGGAGAGAGAGAGAGAGAACGUUUUGCACUAUUAGCAGAGGGCGUUGGUGGCCCGCCUAUUAUGUCAGUGGACAUGAACAGCCAGGGCUCCGAGAGUAACGAGGAUUUCGAUGGCAAUUCAGAGGAGGAGGAGGAGGAGGAGGAAGAGGACCCGGGGGACAUCGCUGAUUAUUACGAGGGUGUCGCGGGAGACAUGGAGCAGCAGGGGGCUGACGCCUUCGACCCCGAGGAGUACCUGUUCACCUGCCUCACCUACCGGGAGAGCCAGAGAGUGCUGAGCGAGCAGGUGAACAGCAUGGCCUCCACACUCAAGGUCCUGCCUGCAGUAGCUAAACUGGUCUUAGUGCACUUCCACUGGCAGCUGACUGAUAUCCUGGAGAGGCACAAGUCCAACUCUGCACAGCUGCUGCUGGACGCACACGUGCAGCCCGCCCCCUGUAACCCUGUGAGUGCGCACGCUGCGCCCCCUCACUCCUCUCUGCACUGCGGAGUCUGUCUGCAGCUCGUCAGGAAGGAGAGCCUGCUCGCCCUGCCCUGCCAGCACCCCUUCUGCAAGAGCUGCUGGGAGCAGCACUCCACUGUGCUGGUCAAGGACGGGGUGGGAGUCGGAAUCUCCUGCAUGGCGCAGGAGUGCCCGCUGCGCAUGCCAGAGGACUUUGUGCUCCCGCUGCUGCCAAGCGAAGAGCUGAGAGAGAAAUACCGGCGCUACCUCUUCAGGGACUCCGUGGAGAGUCACUACCAGCUGCAGCUGUGUCCGGGAGCGGACUGCCCCAUCGUGAUCCAGGUGCAGGAGCCGCGGGCUCGCAGAGUGCAGUGCAGCCGCUGCAGCGAGGUCUUCUGUUUCAAGUGUCGCCAGAUGUACCACGCCCCCACGGACUGCACAACCAUCAGGAAGUGGCUGACGAAGUGUGCCGACGACUCGGAAACAGCCAACUACAUCAGCGCACACACGAAAGAUUGCCCCAAGUGUAAUAUCUGCAUUGAGAAGAACGGCGGCUGCAAUCACAUGCAAUGCUCCAAAUGCAAACAUGAUUUCUGCUGGAUGUGCCUGGGCGACUGGAAGACUCACGGCAGCGAGUAUUACGAGUGCAGCCGCUACAAAGAGAACCCUGACAUCGUGAACCAGAGCCAGCAGGCGCAGGCCCGCGAGGCGCUCAAGAAAUACCUCUUCUACUUCGAGAGGUGGGAAAAUCACAACAAGAGCAUGCAGCUGGAGGCACAGACCUACCAGAGGAUCCAGGAGAAGAUCCAGGAGAGAGUCAUGAACAACCUGGGCACCUGGAUCGACUGGCAGUACCUGCAGAACGCAGCCAAGCUGCUAGCCAAGUGCCGAUACACGCUGCAGUACACCUAUCCCUACGCAUACUACAUGGAGUCCGGCUCCCGUAAGAAGCUGUUUGAGCACCAGCAGGCCCAGCUGGAGGCGGAGAUUGAGAAUCUGUCCUGGAAGGUGGAACGAGCCGACAGCUACGAGCGCGGAGUGAGCCUCACCGAGGGGGAGCUGUCCAGCUGCGACAGAGGGGAUUUAGAGAAUCAGAUGCACAUCGCAGAGCAGAGGAGACGGACACUGCUGAAAGACUUCCACGACACCUGAGCCCUGAGCGAGCGAGAGGGACAGACAGACAGACAGACACAGAGGUCUUGCGACACAGAGGCCCAGACAGCACGCCAGGCUGCAGGACACACACCCCUCCUCUUCAUCCCUCUUUUUCUCAUCUUUCACUUUCUAGAUACCUGACUUCUGUGUGCCUCCCCUCACUGUAGUUAACUGCAGUAUUGAAGCUGAUGUGCUGUAGUAAACUGCAGUAUUGAUGCUGAUGUGCUGUAGUAAACUGCAGUAUUGAUGCUGAUGUGCUGUAGUAAACUGCAGUAUUGACGCUGAUGUGCUGUAGUAAACUGCAGUAUUGAUGCUGAUGUGCUGUAGUAAACUGCAGUGUUUUGGACACAAUGUGCCGUUUGUUCAUUUUUUUGAGGGUUUAUUAUUUAUCUUUUUAAUAAGAAAAAAAAAGGAAGCUGUGAAUGUUUAUAAAACUAGAAACGGAUCCAGCGUGAUGCUGUGUUUCACCUCCACUCAUCUCCUGGGCUGUGGCUUAACUUUGCAUUGGAGCCAAAUCUGGAAAACCUAGCCUGGAUUUCUAAUGUAGUAAUUGUGCAGUACAGUGCAGUAUACUGCAUUGACAGACAGACUAGCCCCUCCAUAGUGAUGGUAUUGACAGACAGACUAGCCCCUCCAUAGUGAUUGCAUUGACAGACAGACUAGCCCCUCCAUAGUGAUGGCAUUGACAGACAGACUAGCCCCUCCAUAGUGAUGGCAUUGACAGACAGUCUGCUUUCUGUCUGUGUUAAGCACUCCCUAUGCUUCAUUUAGAGAGGCUAAAGAAACGUUCAGAUUUAUUUGUUCCUGGUUUCUGACAGUAUCAGUAUUGAGUGUGUCAUGGCUGCAGUAUUGGCAUGGUGUCCAUCCCACUGCAGUAUCUCACCCUCCUGUCUCUCUCUGUGUCCUCUCUCUGUCUCCUGUCUCUCUCUGUGUCCUCUCUCUGUCUCCUGUCUCUCUCUCUUUCUCUUUCUCUCUCACCUGCUUUCUUCUCUUUUGGUUUUUUCUUUCUUUUGAAAAUGGCUGUUUCAUAGUAUUAGGUCAUUGAAAAACACUUGUAAUUUUCAAAAGUUGUACAUGAAUACAGAACUAGAAUAACAGAAAACAACAUUUUUAAAAGUUUGCUGGCUGAGUGUGUUUUGUUCAGGUGUUUUAAGAACAAGAAUAAAAAAACAAACAUAAGAACUUGAAAAUAGAUUUAGAAAUGCUGAAAGAAACUCUCGUAAAUUCAAAGGCAGACAUUUCAAACUCCCUCUUUCUCUGUGUCUUCAAGUUUAUUUCAGUAUUUCUGAAUCUACCACUGUUGAGUGUUUUCUAGUUAUGGAUGCAACUUGACAAUAAAACGAAUUCUGUGUUGUUAAAGUUUA